AUUAACCCCCGAGGUUAACGAUUUGCGCAUGCGCGUGUUUGGGCAUUUAAUUCAAAACUGUUAAAGACCAGCAACCGAGCACCUAGCUGUAGUUUGUUUGCAUUACAGUGCUUUUAUUUUGAAAAUACUACAGCCAUGAGUGAAACUGAAAAUGUUGUACCAAGGGAUGUGCAAGGUCAGCUAAACAAAAUGAAAGAUACGUCAAAAAUGAAUGUGGACGCUAAGACUGUGCGCACUCCUUUUAAGGACAUUGGAAAUAAAUCUUCAAGUCAGAAUAAGAGUCCCCUUAAGGGAAAGCUUGCCACUCCAUCCAAAUUUGAUGCCAUCCAAUCACUAGACGAUGAUGAAAAUUGGCGGGAUCGUACCGAAGUUGUCACAAAACUAGAGCACACAACAUACAAGAUGAUUGCAAGAGAAAUAGUUGAAGAAGUUAUUGAGAAAUUACCAGGAAUGAGUGAAUCCCAUCAGACUGUUCCUGAAUUGAAGAUAGCCAAGAUGACAUUCAGAGAACAACCCUCUAGUAACAUGGAUGACUCUGUGUUAGAUCUUGAUAAUACCAUAAGUCUACCUCAGCUGGAUGAGACUAUUUCUUUACCUCGAGCGGAAUCUAGACUAAACAUUCCUGUUGCCAAUUCUACCCUACUAAAUACUACAAGUACAAGUCCAGGGGCGCCAGACCAGUCUGAUACAGUUUUUGAAAACUCGCUUUUGAGUAGCUUUGAAAAAAUGCAAAUUAAGGGCGUCAAGGGGGCUGUAGUGGAUGAUGAUGAUGAUGACAUUUUCCAUGAUGCUAGUGACGAUAUUGACAGCUUCUCAGCCUCUCCAGUAAAAGACCAAAGUAUCUCCGCAAAGCAGCCUGUGGAACAGUUGAAUGACCCUUUAGAUAUGCUUAUGAGUUGUAUGGAGAAAAUUACAGUCCAUGAUGAAGACCAGAGAAAUUUGGCUGGAAAGGAUGAUUGUGUUGACAGUGUUGAGCGAGCACCAUUGGUUUUAAAUAAUACAAAAGGGAUGCCUUGUAAUUUUGAAGUGUUACAGGUAGGUGAAUCAGAUGUUAGGAGUUUGCCAGUUGUGGGUGCUGAAAAUGAAGUAAAUAGAGAAAAGAUAAACUUCAAUGAUCCUGAUUUCAAUCCUUUCCUUACUGGAACAAGUAUGGGCCGCCCUGCAGAAUCUGAGAAAAGCCCUAAUGUUUCUCUGUUAGGAGUAAAGCCAAAGGUAGAUAAAAAGAAUCUCCCUAGAAAGUCAGAAUUAGGGGCAACAGAGAAUAAUGUGAUUGAAGGGAAUCAAGAGUUGAGGGAAAUGGCAAAUGAAAUUAACAGCAAUCAUUUUGACACCCCUUCAUCCCAAAGUAUUGCUCCCAAAACUGAAACCCUACCAGUUAAAGGAAAUACAAGUGCAGUUAACCUAACAUCUGAACAUAAGCCAGAAAGUGAAGAGUUUCAGCAUAGCAGUUACAACUUGGAAACAGCACAAGACCACAAAUUUGAAUGUUCUAUCUCUCAAAAUACUGACAUUAACUUCCCCAGUCAUGUAGUUCAGGGAGAUGAGGAUACCUCUCAGGUGAUGAUGCCAAAGCCUGACUCUGAGGAAGCUGCUAUUGCCCCUCCCAAAGUUAGUUAUGAUUUAGAUAGAAUCUUAAAAUGCUGUGAUGAUCCGACGUUUAAUCCAUUUGCAUCAAAGAGUUUUGUUGUCAAUUCUCCAGAUCUCCAGGCUGAUUUGCAGGACAAGAACUUGACAGAAAGCUCAAAUAAUUUUGAUUAUUCAGUAAAUGGUCUGCAACCAAUAACAGGUAACAUCCCUUCAGAAAAAAAAUAUAGCUUAGAAGCAGCCUUAGACUGCAUGAAGAAUCCAGACUUUGAUCCUUUUCUCUCAAAAAGUCUUAUAAUUAACUCUCCAGACUUGAUUGAUUCAGAUGAUGCUUCCACGGUCCAUAAUGGUAAUAGUUUGAACAAAAACGAAUUAGAGUGUGACUCUAAGGCAAGUGUUUGUGAAACAGAUAAUUUGGAAGAGAAGAAUAUGCCUGAUGAUUUAGUUUCAACAGAGGCUUCAACAGAAUCCAGUUGUUUAAUUGCCAACACUGCAUCACUUUCAGAUGAAUUCAGCAUGAAAAACUUUGAUAAGUCGGCUAAACCUGUUUCACAGGAUAAUCCAGUAGUGGUUUCCCCAAAACGAAAGUAUGAUGAGGCUUUUGUAGGUGAAAUGGAAGACUGUGAUGAAGAGCUGCUGGUAACCAAAGAAGAUACUGGGCCCUCUGAGGAAGUCAAUAAUGGGAACAUGGAUGCCAAAACUUCAGGACAGGAGACUGAAGAGCCAGGUUCAAAGAUGCUACAAGUUGAAGAGAUUACCCCUCCUAAAAAGGGGUACAAUUUGGACUCUAUUGAUAACAUUGAUGAUCGUAACUUUAAUCCUUUUGCAACAAAAACAUCUGUUGUAAACACUCCCAGUAAGAAUUCUGAAUUCCUUUCAGGUGAUACAUCAAAGAAAGGAGAUCCUGACAGUGCUGAUAAGCUAGAACAAAAGGCUAAGUCCUCUUGCAAGAAAGGAGUUUCAGAAUCUAAUAUAAGCAAGAAUGAAAUAACCAACGAUACUAUACAAGCUUCAGAAGCAAAUUUCAAUUCUUUAACAUGCAAACCUUUCAAUAAUGAAAACAAUGCAAACCCAUCAGAUUCCAACAAGGAUCAGGACAAAGAAAAAGAUACUCCUAUUCCAAAGACAGUUUAUCAGUUAGAUUUUCUUGACAACGUGGAUGAUCCAAGUUUUAAUCCUUUUGCUACAAAAUCAUCUGUUAUGAAUUCUCCUGGUAAUGGAAGCUUCAGCUUAAAAUCUGUUGUUGAGGUGAAUGAAGGGAAGAAAAUCAAAGGAGAAGCUACUGCUACUGCUGAAGAAAAACAGUGUACACAAGCAACUAAAGAAACAGAAUCUUCACAAAUAUUUGAAGAGAAAGAGUCUACUCAAAUACCUGAAGAGAAAAUAUCUGAAGUGUGUGAAGCUUCACAAACAUCUGAAGAUAAAACAUCUUCACAACCAACAAAAGCUGGUGAAAAAUCGGGUGUAAGUAAACCUAAAGUUAUCAAAAAAGCUAUGAAACCUACCCUAAAGAAGAGAGCACCAGUUGUUAAAUCUAAAGUAGAGGAAAGUGAAUUGAAUUCAAAUGAAAGAGAAGAAGAAAUCUCACUUCCUAAAAAGUCAUAUCAGUUGGACUUUUUAGACAACCUGGAUGACCCAAGCUUUAAUCCUUUUACCUCAAAAACUUCUGUUGCAAAUAGUCCAGCAAAGAUUACUGCUCAGGGGCAGGAAGCAGUAGAUUCUGAAGUUUCAUGCAAGCAUGAAACAAAAAAUAAGGUUGAAAAUUUGCAAGAACCUUCUAGUAGUGUACAGCAGUCCAAACAAAGUAAAGUUGACAUGAAAGAUGUUGACAUUUCAGUGCCAGGAAACGACUGUAAAUUUGACAGUAUAUCAGACCCGAGUCACAGUCGAGUUUCAAGUGAUGCUUCAGCGGCAGAUACUUCCAAAAAGGUUAGUUUUGCUGCUUCAGAUAGAGAGACUGCAUUAAUAUGUCCUAAGGAGUCAAAGGAAGGCAAUAGAGUCAAGGAUGAGGAAAUGUCUAAUGAUGUAACUGUAAAGAGUACUGUCAGUGAACCUGCAGAACUGGAACCUCCAGAGAGCCGUUCUUGCCAGUCGUCAUCAAAACCAGUUUCCUCAGUGAGUGACAGUAUGUUUGAGUCAAUCACCAAAGAGGCCAUGAGACUGGUUGCUGAAGUUACACCAAAGAAACAAUUGAAAGACAAGAAAAUUGUACAGGCAUCUGUACAGGCUCGCCAGAGGGAUGUAUUCAGCCCACAGCUUGCUCAGAGUGGAGUCAGUGAGGACCCUGGUGUUUAUAAUUUUGAGGAGUUUAUCAAUGCUACUGACUUUUCUGAUGAGAAACAGGAACCUAUUGAGGAAGAGCUCUUUAAUUCAGCCUUUGCUGAUCCACUCUUCAGCAAUCCAGGAGAUUUGGAUGCACUGAGUGAACAUGGCAAAGAUGGAGACAAAUUGAACCUUGUUAGGAACUCGCUGUAUAUGAAGUUUGACCCACUGGUGUCAGGUCGGCAGUCAUUAGCUCCAUAUCUUGUUCAGCAGAAAUUAAUGCAAAAGGAAGAACCAGACCCCAGAAGAAGCAGUGCUCUUAUGUGUUUCAGUCCCUCCCCAGAUAAGACUCAGAGAGGAGGGGAGGCCAAAGGAACAGGAACUCCUGUGAGACCUCUGUUGAAAACUCGAGCUGAUGAAACAUUGGUUAUGGAUGCUACUGCUAACAUGACUCUAAAUGAUGCCACAGUAUGUGAGGGUCACAAUUCCACUGUUGUUGCUGGAAGUUCGUCAACUGCAUUUAACACAACAAUUAUCAGUCAAGGUGGAAAUUUUCAUGAUGACACAAUAUUCCAAGAACCGGCUGUUCCAGGGGAGAAGAUGAUACCUGAGCGAGAGAUGUUGAAGAAGAUUAAGGAUAUUGAACAAACAGCGCAUCUUGUGAUGCAGGAUAAGCUGCUGAGGCAGAGUCGGGUCCUGGAAGAAGUUAACAGAAAAAUGAAAAAGCAAAUGGAAGAAAGUGAAAUUGCUCUUGCAGAAUUAGAGCAAGAGAACAGCCACCUGAGAUCUGCAAUACAGCACCUUCAGAGUAUGCUUAAGAAUGUUGUUGAACAAGGAGAGAAAAAAAUUAAAGAAGCUGAAAGAGAACAUUUGCUGAUGGAGAACAAAUAUGAUUUGGAGUGCAAAGCACUCAAGGAAGAGGUUCGGCAGCAUCAAGAAGAACUGAAGAAAGUGGAAAGUCAAUUCAGUGAUUUGAUUAAAAAGUACAUGCGAACGCAAGAACUUACCGAAACUAUGAGAAAAAAUGAAGAGGUUCUGAAGACAGAAAAAGAAGCUUUACGAGCUGAAUUAGUUAAGAAGAAGGAAAGUUUUGCAAUCAUUUUGAAGACAUUGGAGGAAAAGUUUAAUGAGGCUCAGCAAGAGUUUCUGAAAGAGAGAGAAAAGCAUGAACAUGAAAAUGCAAAACUAAUUGUGCUGGGAAAGAAAGCUGAGGUGAAGAUUCUUUCUUUGACUGAAACUGUUGAAAAGAAAACAAAAGAAAUACAACGACUGACGGCUCUCAUUGAUGAUAUAACCAGCAAAUUUGGUUGAGAAGUAAAGAAUACUCAGAGCCUUUUGUUUAUAAGUUUAUAUUCCAGAUGAUUUUAUUUAUUGCUUCCAUUUCAGUUUGCUGAGGUUUGCUCCUUGGUUGAUGGAAAUGUUCUUCUAAUCUAGUGGCAUUGAGUCCAUUGUGGAAACUGAAAUAUUUUAAUAUGGGAUAUAACUGUUCUUGUCAUUUGGGAGCUAUACAUAUAAUUAAUGCUGUGAUUAUAUUUAAACUGAUUUUAUUCCUAAAACUAAGGUAUCCCCAUAACCUUAAAAUACUAGGAUAUCUAAAGCAUUUGUUUUAUUUUUGAUAAUGUAGGCAUAUGUAGUAAGGAUUUAUUAGGAAAAUACAUAAAGGAAAGAGAAAGAGAACUUUAUAUAAUGCAAAAAAAUAAAACAAAAUAA
Messenger RNA from Macrobrachium nipponense, 5556 nucleotides. RefSeq lists its product as uncharacterized. The coding region runs from base 136 to 5157 and encodes 1673 amino acids. The transcript has 15 exons. Gene Ontology annotation, biological process: mitotic spindle organization; cerebral cortex development; cell population proliferation. NCBI's taxonomy places the organism in Eukaryota, Metazoa, Arthropoda, Malacostraca, Decapoda, Palaemonidae. Gene Ontology annotation, cellular component: cytoplasm. The record is from RefSeq and is a predicted model, not a curated record.